Messenger RNA from Arachis duranensis, 1503 nucleotides. RefSeq lists its product as uncharacterized. Lineage: Eukaryota; Viridiplantae; Streptophyta; Magnoliopsida; Fabales; Fabaceae. The coding region runs from base 1 to 1503 and encodes 500 amino acids. The record is from RefSeq and is a predicted model, not a curated record. The transcript has 2 exons.
AUGUCAGGAGCUAGUAGACUUAAUCCCGAAGACGAGAGGAUCCUCCGAAGGAUAAGAAGAGCAGAAAGAGGAAAGGGGAUAGUCGGUGAAGAGGAAUCAGAGGGAGAGGACCAAGUCAUGGAGGACGACAUGCACAAUCCUCCUGGAGGAGCUGCUAACAAUGAUGGACCACCUAGAAGGGUGCUAUCUUCUUACACCAUCCCUGAUCCAAAACAUUGUGGGAGCAGUAUUGCCACUCCAACUGUUCAGGCCAAUAACUUUGAGUUAAAACCCCAACUCAUCACUUUGGUGCAAAACAACUGCUCCUAUGGAGGGGGACCUCUUGAAGAUCCAAAUCAACAUCUGUCUGUUUUUCUAAGGAUAUGCAAUACAGUGAAGACCAAUGGAGUACACCCAGAUGUCUACAAACUGCUGCUAUUUCCAUUCUCUUUGAGGGACAAAGCCACUCAAUGGCUAGAGUUAUUCGCCAAGGAAAGCCUCAAUGAUUGGAAUGAAGUGAUGAGCAGAUUUCUAGCAAAGUUCUACCCACCUCAAAAGAUCAUCAAGUUGAAGACAGAGGUUCAGACUUUUAGGCAAAUGGACGGGGAGUCGUUAUAUGAAGCCUGGGAAAGAAUCUCCAAUCUUGAAGCCACCUUGCAAGCACUCAAUCAAACCACACAAGCACUUGCUCUAAGCACUCAAGCCUUAAUUAAGGGACAAAAGGAACAUGAGGCCACCAUAAAGAAUAUUGAGCGACAAGUGGGACAAUUAGCCAAACAAGCUGAACGGCCAACCAAUGUUCUCCCAAGUGACACAAUACCCAACCCGAGAGAAGAGUGUAAAGCUCUGCAGUUGAGGAGUGGCAAGGUAGUUGGAGAAAGUUCGAAUAAAGAAGCAAUAAAAUCCAAGGAGAAAGACAUAGUGGAGAAACAAGUGGAAGGGCAAGAUGAAGAAAAAGCUUCAACAUCUCAAAGCAGCAAGGAGGCUAUCAAACCACAAGGCAAACCACCCAGUCAAGAGAACCACCACGAUGACAAGGGGAAUGUGAAGCCACAACAAGAAAACAAAAAUGAAGGAGUAAAAGCUUAUGUACCCAAGCUUCCAUACCCAACCAGGAUACAUAAAGGAGCAAAGGACCAACAAUUCCCAAGAUUCUUAGAAAUCUUUAAGAAACUCGAAAUCAACAUCCCAUUGGCAGAAGCUCUGGAACAAAUGCCAUUAUAUGCAAAAUUUCUUAAGGAAUUGAUCACCAAGAAGAGAAGUUGGCAAGAAAAAGAAACAGUGAUUCUCACUCAAGAGUGCAGUGCCAUCAUUCAAAAAGGGCUACCACCAAAGCUCAAAGAUCCUGGCAGCUUCCUCAUACCCUGCACGAUUGGGAACAUGGCCAUUGACAAAUCACUUUGUGAUCUGGGAGCAAGCAUUAACUUAAUGUCCCUUACCAUGAUGAAGAGAUUGAAGAGCUUAAACCCACAAGGGUGUCACUCCAACUCGCUGACAGAUCCAUCAAAAUACCAAAUGGAGUAG